GAAGCGACAGAUGUACAGCAACCGCUGCAUUCAUUUGCGUCCUUGGCACUCUCUGCACUUUAUAUUAAGUUAUUAAACCUUUUUCGGGUUAUCACAAUUUCAGCGACAUCAUACAGUAAAUCAAGUAAUGAGUCGUCUUUGAUGAGACAGAGAUGAGUGCUCCUACUUCCAGUGAACGCAAAGCUUGCUGGGGUGCCAGAGACGAGCUGUGGAAGUGUUUAGAUCUCAAUGAAGACAAGACAUCUGCCUGUGAGAAACACCAGCGAGAUUUUGAAGCCAAGUGUCCUGCUCAGUGGGUGAAGUAUUUCGCCAAACGAAGGGACUUCUUGAAGUACAAGGAGAAAAUACAAACCGAAGGAUAUGAACCCACAGAGGGAGCAUCGAAAUCAAGUUGAAACUGACUGCAGUUAAUAACGCCGAACAUCUGAGAUGUGCCCUGGCCUCUAGACCAGCAAUGGCAUUAGUGCACUAAAUAUUUCCUUUCUAAUGAGAAAUUGUUGAUCAUUUCCAGAUGAUCUUAUUUAUGUAUGCGGGACGAAAUCAUUAAUAAACAUGAUUUCAAUAAC
Triplophysa dalaica is the source of this 566-nucleotide messenger RNA. RefSeq names its product cytochrome c oxidase assembly factor 6 homolog. NCBI's taxonomy places the organism in Eukaryota, Metazoa, Chordata, Actinopteri, Cypriniformes, Nemacheilidae. The transcript has 3 exons. Gene Ontology annotation, cellular component: respiratory chain complex IV; mitochondrion. The record is from RefSeq and is a predicted model, not a curated record. Gene Ontology annotation, biological process: respiratory chain complex IV assembly. Bases 153 to 395 code for a protein of 80 amino acids.